Molecule: messenger RNA, 6737 nt
Organism: Tripterygium wilfordii
Lineage: Eukaryota; Viridiplantae; Streptophyta; Magnoliopsida; Celastrales; Celastraceae
Exons: 18
Coding region: 313-6597 (2094 amino acids)
Biological process (GO): positive regulation of DNA-templated transcription
Cellular component (GO): histone methyltransferase complex
Molecular function (GO): histone H3K4 methyltransferase activity; protein binding
Source: RefSeq, a predicted model, not a curated record
UUGGUAUUUAAUCUUUAGGCUAUGCAGUAUUUUCCGUGACAUGCAGCUCUGUGGAACCUCUAGUAUCGGUAAUGCUAGGAGAAUGCUGAAAUAGAUAUUGCAUUUGUGACUCGGAAUCGUUGUUAAGAAAGAAGUUGAUUCUUGUGUAUUCUUCUUUCCGGGAAAGAAGUUCACUCUGCUUUCAGGAUUGAGUCGCAUGUCACUAUAAUUCUUUAGUGAAUCUAAUUGUGCACGAGAUGGAUGAGGUCCAAAUUGCACAUAAGAUGGAGGAGGCUGCUAAUCACAAGAGAAAUAAGGGGCAGUGGAAUUUGAAUGGGCGCCAUUGGCAUAUCGACAAAGCUGAAUACGGCCCAUAAUUUAUAUCUUCAAGUCAGAUUUGGAAUUUCGAAACUCCUUCUUUUGGUAGGCACAAAGAGGAGGGUACCAAGAGAGGCCAUAAUUUACAUCUGCAUGCUUCUCAGUUCUCAAGAUUUAAGAUCGGAUGCACACAGAAUGAUGCCGUAUGUUAUGGUUCCCGACAAAUUGAAUUCAAAUCCAUGCAGCCAAGGUUAUGCUGACCGGGAAAAUUCAUUUCCUGCCCUCUUAUCUGGGCCACAAUCACUGUCGCCAUGCGAUUUUCAGGAAUUUUUGAAUCCCAAACUGUUCUGUGCUACUGCUAAGCUUCCUGUUGACGGUGGUAAUGUCACUGCCAAUACUGUGGGAAGUGGAAUUUCAGUGAUUUCUGGUGGUUUGAUAUCUGAAAAUCCAAGCUACCGAAGCCUGGAAAAUGGAAUGAAUCGUUAUCCGGUUUUCUCGUCCAGUGCAAUGAUGAGUCCCGACUGUGGUAACAAUUCUGUUGGGUAUGAUGGUCUUUGUUCUGUGAACUCUAAUUUUCAAAAUUUAGACCUGGUUAAGGCAAUCAUCCAUCACGCCACUCCAACUGAAGGGAGGGUGAAUACAAUUUCUUCUUUGGUAGAUCAAUGGCAUGUUACAACUGCUUCGAGUGCUGUGAAGCACCGUAGUGGGAAGAUUCUAGGGUUGCAAAAACUGCCAUUGGAAGCAGAUCCUAUGUUUUCUCAUAAAUAUUCUCCUUUGACAGACGGGUGUCCUCGUGUUUAUUGCUUGAAUACAAGUGGAUAUCUGCUUCUCAGCAACACUGGUAUGCUAGGUAUUGUUUGCUCGUGCCAUUUUUUCCAAAUGUCUGUGUCCAACUUCUGUGAGCAUUCUGGUUUGCGGGAUGUCAGUCCUGGCAAUGUUGUCCGUAUGCACACUGGGGAGACCAUUGCUCGGUGGCGUAAACUCUACUUCCAGAAAUUUGGGAUUAGGGCUCCAGAAGAUCGGAGUGGAUGGGAAUGGCCCGAGGGAUUCUCGCUGACUGCUGGCUUGAUGAAAUCUGGUGAAAUCGUGCCAUAUAUUUCCAAGAAUUCUGACAGGGUUCAAGUAGUUGGUUCUUCUGGGGGUUUGAUGACGUCUGGACCGCAUUUAGACAAUGUUACAUUUCCAAAAAACAGUCACACAGACCAGAAUUUUAUUAUUGAUGCUUCGCAUGACAUGCAACGGAUAAAAGCUCUGGAUGAUAACAAAUUCCUUCUUAAAGGCUUCGGCAGCGCUUCCCCAAGCAAUUUGCAUUCAGAAGCACAUGUCCAGGUGAUGGAGUGCCCUGCCUCUUGGUGUUCCAUGAAGACAGAGUUUGUUGGUUCAGAUUCAAACAGAAAACGUCAAUUUACAUCUUCUCAAGGUGAUUCUGUAUUGAAAAUUGCGAAUUCAUCCAUCGUCGACCCAAUCCUUCAAAUUGCUGUUAAAAGUUCUCAUACUGGGAGACUUAUUCAUGCAAGGGAUGGUACUGCGACGGAUAGGGAUGCUGCUUCAAAUAUAGAGUUGAGGCUUGGGCAACCAUAUCAGCAGAAUCAGCCUUCAAGAAAUUCACUUCCAUCAUCAUUUGGGGCACAACAAUAUGAAGCAACUGUCGAUCCACAGAAAUCUCUCCCGCCAGGUCAAUUCAUUCAUAAUUCAAUUAAUUGCGGGGAUAGAGAGGAAUUUGGGAAGUAUCUACCCAGUUUUGCUGGCAUGUCUGAUAUAACCAUGAGAAGAGUACAAGUCCCCUCUGAUAUCUUGAAUAGUGAAAUUGGAACUAGUGAUGGUUUAGAUGCUACCAAACUAGAAAAAUUCGAAGGUUAUGUGGCUGUGAAUUCUGUGGUUCCAUUAUUUACUAAUCGUACUCCGCUUGAGGGAAGUAUGCUAUCCACAUUCCCAAAUGAUACAGUUGAUAAUGGUCAUCAUCGUAUUGCCAACACACUAUGUUAUGAUUCUCGUACUAUGAAGAGUGGUGUACUGAAUGUUCCCUGGCAUGGUGAUAGUGGCUUGGAGAGGCAAUUAAAUGCCAAUGUCUUCAAGAUAGGUUGCUUUAGACAUCCGGACAAAGUAAAGGGGGUGGACUAUGUUGCUGUUAGUUCUCAUGCUGCAACUAAUGUGGAUUCUAGAGUUAAUAGACAGAUGGGAAAUCCAAUGUCUCUCACUGGAGUUGCAGGUGGAAAAUGUUAUCCCAGCUUUUCAGUAGCACAUGCAGAGAACCAUUUUAAAAACUACUUCUCUCAUGUGCCACCAAAGGCUUCCGAACCCAUAACCUUUGCCAACCAUCCUGAGAAUGUUCCUUCUAUUGACAGUUGUGAACACAUUGAUCAUGGUUUCCUUGGUUCCAUGGGGUCACCCACGGGUUCUCGGAAAUUCUUGCCCUCUGAAAUAGUUGCUAGAGGAAAUGACUCAGAUGUUGGACUCACUCCAGCUGUGUCAAAACAAGGGAGUGCUGGUGUAUGCCCGUACAUGCUUGACGAAAAUAUGAGAUUGCUUGCAUUGGGGCAGAUUUUAAAGUUAUCCAGACAACAUCAUGUAAUAUCUUCCCUCGGAAUGGAUCAAGAGCAUGGGGGAGUUGGUAGCUCUUCUACUGUGGAAGUGGGGCAUUCUGUUACUCGGUCAGCCAGAGAACAAGAUGCACAUGUAUAUAAUAUUACCAGUGAACAGGAUGCACAUGUUUCCCCUAAACUAAUGCAGUUUAGUGCUACUGGUGGGAUGGAUGGUAAUUAUGAAUGUUGUAGAAACAAUAUGAGUCAAUCAAAAGAGAUUGGAAACUGCUGUAGUCGAGCACCAUGCAUGUAUUUGCAGAGUUGCAGAUAUGCUGCCCACAAAAAAUGUUAUGGAGGGAAUUGUGAUUCAAGCGUUGGAAGUUCAUAUGAUACCUACAAGGAACAUUUUGCAUAUGUCGGUGACAAAGCUUCUGUGCCAGUUGCUUCCAAAUUUGUUUGUGAACAUACUGUUUCAAGGGAAAAGGUUACUUACUUGGAUCAGAAUGGAAAAUCGGAUUUGCAACAACCUGAGAGCAAGAAUUCUCAUCCGCAGUGGAGAGAUGUGCCCAGUAAAGUGAAAAGAACUUGUGAGGUGACUGCCAUGGAAAAGUCAGCUGCUUUUUUAGGUGAAAAAGGAGAUAUCGACACUGAAGUAUGGGAUACUUCUGUAGUGUGUUCCAAAGAAGCUGCACCAUUAGCAGACUCCUUAAAGAAUCAAGAAGUUUCCUACUUUUCUUCUGAAUGUUCAGCCCCUGUUGUUCAUCAGGUGACAACUGAAGUCAAUAACAUGGAUUCUUCUGUUGUUGGUGAGGAAUCUGGAUGUGUUAACAGUUUUGUGGUCCGUGAGAGUUUGGUCAUUGACAAAUGUGGGUCAUCAUCUGAUGGUGCAUUUGAAAGUAAAAGAAGUGCUGAGUGCUAUUUCUCCAAUUGUAAGACGAAUCCAAAAAGAGAGGGCUCUGACAAAGUUCCUGGUAAUCAAUCAUCCCGUAGUCUAGUUGAUGAGCUUAAGCUUAUGGAUUCCUUAUUGUGGAAAAAAGGCCAAAAUGAAAUGCAUAUUGGAGUUAUCACUCAUAGGGAAAGCAAUAAUUUGCAAAAAAAUGAGGCAGCAUUGGAAUCUGGAAAGAAAAAGAGGCCAGAAAAACUGAAAAAUGUAGAUUCAUAUUUCUGUACAGCUGGUCUCCCUAAAGCUCAUGAUAGAUAUGACGGUUGUGCUGAAACUGCUGGCUCAUCUUCGUCUCUGUCUAUCAAUGCGCAAAUGCUCCCCAUACCGGGCGAAGAUAUGUUUGGUGCUUGUUCUGCUCAGCAUAAAUCCAAGCUUGGAAGGUCUUUCUCACCUUUGGUUAAAGCACACUCUCGUAAAAGAGAUCUGCUUAAUCUUUAUGAUGACAGAAACGAGGAUAAUGGUUACGAGAGACAGUUAGAUGGAAGGGUUGACUUUCAGGGAAUUUUUGAAGGUUCUGGCAAUAAAAAGUCCAGAAAUGAUGGGACUUGGGAUGCUUCAGGAUUGAUUUGGAAACAAUCAGCUGGUGGUGACAAAAAGGCAGCAAGCUAUCCAACAAGUGGUAAAACAGAAUCAUUUUGUCAAUCAGUUGAUGUGAAAUACAGGAAGGAGAUGCCAGUAGUAUGUGGGAAGUAUGGUGAAAUAUGUAGCCGAAGUCUGGCUACAACAUUGAAACCAGUCAAAAUUCUUUCCCUCAGCAGGAUCCUCAAAACUGCCAGAAAAUGUACACUUCCCACGAGCAGCACCUCUAGACUAACUUCUCUGGGGGAUUUGAAGAAGAGAAGCUUUACUAGAAGAAAUAGACGGUUUUAUGAACUCUCCAACGUUAAGAACGAUGAAGAAAUUGGAAAUCAUAAUUCCAUAGUUUCUGACAUGAGCCUUGAAGCUUCUGAAAAAGAAAGGGGAUGGGCAUGUACUUCUGGAGAUCGGCAAUUUAAUGACAAGUUCUUCACGGUGGAUGAAAAUCAAGAUGAUAAAAGCAAAAAAUAUUGUGAUGUUACAGACUCUCAGCCGAAGCCAAAAUGCAAGGAAAUUCGCAAGCGCAGCCUUUAUGAUCUGUCAUUAAGAGGAAAUGAUUCUAGUGAAAUAUCAUCGCAUAAAAAAGUUUCAUGUGCUUUCCGAAUAGAAAGGGACAAACAUUUGAAGAAUGCUGGAGAUAUAAAAAGCUGUCUAGUUGGAACAAGCAAAUUCAAAAUGAAAAGCAGAUCUGCUCAGGAGCACAAGCAUGUACCACUUAGGAAUUCUGAUGCAUUAUGCUGUGUCUGUGGAAGCUCAAGUGAAGACGAAGUUAAUUGCUUAGUGGAAUGUAGUCAAUGUUUGAUCAGAGUGCACCGGGCUUGUUAUGGUAUUUCCAGAAUACCUAAAAGCGGUUGGUGCUGCAGACCAUGCAGGACAAGUUCUGAAAAUAUUACAUGUGUUCUUUGUGGUUAUGGAGGUGGGGCAAUGACUCAAGCUGUGGGGAGUCGUGCAAUUGUUAAAAGCCUUUUGAAAGCUUGGAACAUUGAAACAGAACCUGUAAAGAGAAAUUGUUUUAAGGAAAUGUCGCAGGAAGGAGGAAACAUGUUUCAUUCGUCUGGAUAUUUAGUUGAAAUUGAUUCAUAUCCGGUUUUAAGGCUGGUGGAUAUUGAGCCAGCAACCACAACUUUGCGGAAUAUAGAUAUGCAGAAACAAUUGGAUAUUGUGCAGAAUUCUUUGAGAUGUGUUAAUAACUUAGAGGUACAUAACAGCAUUACAGCUGGGGUAUUUGAUUCAGCUGUGAAGCAAUGGGUUCAUAUGGUUUGCGGACUUUGGACCCCUGGAACAAGAUGCCCAAAUGUUGAUACUAUGAGUACUUUUGAUGUAUCUGGUGCUCCACAUUGUAAUGCGAUGUGUUCAAUUUGUAAUCGACCUGGUGGCUCCUGUAUACAGUGCAGGGUUGUCAACUGUUCUGUGCAGUUUCAUCCUUGGUGUGCUCACCGGGAGGGUCUGUUGCAAAGUGAGGUUGAAGGCAUUUAUAAUGAAAAUGUUGGUUUUUACGGAAGUUGUGUGCUUCAUGCAAGGGCUUCAAUGUCGGAGCCUGGCAGCGAUAUCACCUACAAUGAAGCAGGUUGUCCCAGAGAAAAGGAACCAAGCUGUGCCAGGACAGAGGGUUACAAGGGAUGCAAACGGGAUGGUUUCUGGCGUAAUUUCUACAAAAAAGAAACUGGUGGAUGCCUUGUUCCUCAGGAACAGUUGGAUGCUUGGACUUACAUCAAUAAGCUGAAGUCAUGUAUACAGGGCCUAAUAAAACCACCGGUCUCAGAUAUUGAGUACGAUUGUCGGAAAGAAUAUGCUCACUAUAAGCAAGCAAAAGGUUGGAAACAUUUGGUUGUUUACAAAUCUGGGAUUCAUGCUCUUGGUCUUUACACAUCUCGGUUCAUCUCCCGUGGUGAAAUGGUGGUAGAAUACGUUGGGGAAGUCGUGGGGGUUCGUGUGGCUGAUAAAAGAGAGAACGAUUAUCAAUCUGGAAGAAAACUUCAAUACAAGAGUGCUUGCUACUUCUUCAAGAUUGAUAAAGAACAUAUCAUUGAUGCAACGCGAAAAGGGGGUAUAGCGCGAUUUGUUAAUCAUUCUUGCCUGCCUAAUUGUAUUGCCAAAGUGAUUUCCAUGAAGACCGAGAGGAAGGUUGUGUUUUUUGCAGACAGGGACAUAUUUCCUGGUGAAGAAAUAACAUAUGACUACCAUUUUAACCAUGAAGAUGAAGGUAAGAAGAUCCCUUGUUUUUGCAGUUCAGAGAACUGUAGGCGCUAUUUGAAUUGAUGGUCUGAACGUUUGUAAAUGCAAUUUAAACACCAUCAAGUUUGGUCUUCAGUUUUUAGCUUCUGGCACUGAAUGAUGUCCAUUGACCAGUCUCUUUAAAUUUCUAUUUCCGUGCACAUAUAAUAUUUGAGUUCGAAGGA